AUGACCAACACAGUCGCCCCUAUCCCCCGGCUGAUCUACGGCACAGCCUGGAAAAAAUCCCAGACGGCGCCCCUCGUCGCCUCCGCCCUGUCUGCCGGCUUUCGCGCCCUCGACACCGCCGCCUCCCACCACUACUCCGAAGAGGGUGUCGGCGCCGGCCUCCGCGCCUGGCUCGCCCGCAACCCGGCCCAUGGCGUUCCCCGCUCGGGGCUUUACAUCCAGACAAAGUUCUCCCCUUCGCCCUCGACGCUUCCCAUCCCGGACCAGGUUCACCGCUCCGUCGCCGCGUCCUUCAAGAACCUCGCCGUGCCCGGGGACCAGUUCGCCACGGAGGAAACCGAGGCUGCCGCCGCCGCCGCCGACAACGACGACGGCAACUUCUACCUCGACUGCGUCCUCCUCCACGCCCCCUACCCCUCAUACGCCGACACCCUUCUCGCCUGGCGCGCCCUGGAAUCCUACGUCCCCUCGCGCAUCCGCACCCUCGGCAUCUCCAACGUCGACCUCGACGAGCUGCGCGCCCUCUGCGUCGACGCCGCCGUCAAGCCCGUCGUCGUCCAGAACCGCCUGAACCCCAAAGAGGCCUACAACACCCCCGUCCGCGUCUUCUGCCGCGACGCCGGCAUCAACUUCCAGUCCUUCUGGACCCUGACGGCGAACCCGCAGCUCGUCAAAGGCCACGUCGUCGCCAGGGUCGCCGCCGGCGCCGGCGUCAGCAACGAGGUUGCCAUGUACGGGCUCGUGCUGGGGCUGAGGGGGGUCAGUGUGUUGAAUGGAACGACAAACGAGGCGCGUAUGAAGGAGGAUCUCGAAGGCGUGGAAAAGGUGGCCGCCUGGGCCGAAGGCGACGGGGCAGAGGUGUGGAAGGAGAGCUUGGCGGCCUUCAAGUCAGUCCUCGGCGAUCCGGAGGGAGUCUAG
This is a messenger RNA of Colletotrichum higginsianum IMI 349063, 918 nucleotides long. Its product is annotated as Aldo/keto reductase. Bases 1 to 918 code for a protein of 305 amino acids. The record is from RefSeq and is a predicted model, not a curated record. The transcript has a single exon. NCBI's taxonomy places the organism in Eukaryota, Fungi, Ascomycota, Sordariomycetes, Glomerellales, Glomerellaceae. Gene Ontology annotation, molecular function: aldose reductase (NADPH) activity. Gene Ontology annotation, cellular component: cytosol.